Odontomachus brunneus is the source of this 1451-nucleotide messenger RNA. RefSeq lists its product as uncharacterized. NCBI's taxonomy places the organism in Eukaryota, Metazoa, Arthropoda, Insecta, Hymenoptera, Formicidae. The record is from RefSeq and is a predicted model, not a curated record. The transcript is spliced from 3 exons. Bases 397 to 846 code for a protein of 149 amino acids.
UCACCUUACGUAAAUACCCAGUGAGAAAUGAGAUUCGACGUCGAAACGAGGUCGAAAUCGUCAGAUCAACGUCUUUUCGACGUUGAUCGAUGAGUCAUUUCUUACUGGGUAUACGCUCCUUAUUUACUAAUUAAGUGAGUAUAUUCUCAAAUAUAUUCUCAAAUUGAUGGGAAAAAGUGGAAAAAAGGCCAAGAUUGCACGAAACUGCAGAAAGUAUAGAUCGACCGAUCGGACGGAACUCGACCAGUCCCCGCGCUCGACGAAAACGCUACUUAAUUAAGAUUCGAAAUAUUGAAAUUUCCGGCGGCCAUUACAGUCAACGUAUCGAUACACAUACGUCGUAGUGCGUCGCUCCCCGGCUCGAGUCGUAAUAACACGGCAGCAGGAAAGCGCACGAUGUGCGAGACUACCAAAACAGUGGGCAAAAAGCGCUACGUCAUCAUCUACAAUCGCGAGCCGCUGUCGCUGCCGGUCGGGAGAUCAUAUCAACACACCGAAACAUUCCAGACCCUCACAGCGGUCAAACUCACUUUCGGGCGUUGCCUGUUUUUCCGAGUGUUUCCAUUCCGUGUCGGGACGACGAGCGAUGCGUACGCCGCCGAGUACGUGUAUUGGAUCGUAUCCGCGUGCGAGUGUCAGUGUAGCGUCAAUGUUGCGAGUGAUUGUCCGAAGUGUCACGAUGAAGCAGCUGGGAAUGAGAUGUUGGAUCAAAGAAGCAGGACACCGGGACGCGAUCAGCGAUACGUUAUAUAUCUUCAGCUCUCGUCGAGAACGGCACAGCGGAAGAAGAGAAAGAAAGAGAGAGAGAGAGGAGGAGAGAGACCGGAACAUUUAAUGGGAGCAUGAUUCGCAGACGGAGAGGACGAUCCGGUUCGGACUGUGUCGCCUACGCGAGGUAUCGCGCUAUGUACUCUCCGGAUAAGCCUUUGUGCGAGCCAACAGCCAGGGUGUUCAUUUUUGUUGCGUGCGCAAAAACAACGAAAAACGAUUUAGCGGACGGGCGAGUAGAGAGCUCUUACCAGAGCGCGCUCUCGGCGAAGGAGAUCGUUUGUGACGCUCCGCGCGUUUUUGUCUCAUCGCGAUUGAAGCGAGAAAGGAAGGGUGAGUCGGGUAAGGAGAGAAAGAGGGGGAAGGGAGAGAGUUUUCUGGGCAGAUGGCGCGCGUCGUUUUUGCAUAGCGGAAAAAUGUUUGGAGGAACUUCAUUAUCGCGGCAGAGAUUACAACGCUUUUAGUCGGCGACGCGACGCUAUUUGCCGUCCCGAGCUGUCCUCCCGGCUGUUAAUCCGGCGAUGACCGCGUCUGAUUACUGCGCGAGUUUUUUAGAGCGACGCGCUAUGCCGUUGACGCGGUGAUUUGUCAUUUUCACUCGCGAAUCAUCCGCUUUGUCAGAAAGUAAAAUUGUUAAUCAAGAAGGACGACCGGUCGACGCACUCUGACUGAGAGCUCGAGAG